AGCUAAUUUCAAAUUUUUUAAAAUCUCAAAAAAAAUUGCUCUUACUAAAACCUCUUCACGAUACCCUACAACUCAACUCUAGGCUAGUCUAAGUCACAACUCACAAACUUGUGUUAUCCACAAUCUCAAAAACUACCCAAAAUCACACCCAAAUACUUCUACCAUAUCAUAAAAUCUAACAUGACCCACAUCCAAAUAUGAGUACACCAAUUAAAACCAUACAACUCAACUCUUUUCUCAUUCCAUCUUAUCCUUACAAAAUCAUCCAUACACCACUAACUUCAACCCUCUUUCCCUAUGACAAUCUAAAACCCAUCUCUCCUUUCAUCCCAUCAUCAUUCAUCUCUUCCAAAUCUUUCCCAUUUCUCCACCAUUACAAUGUCUUUGACAAUCCCAACCAAUCUUUACAAACCAUUAACAACCAAACCAAAACUCCUCCAAUCUUCACACCCAAAACAUGCAUCAUUCAUAGCAUGUAAUACCAACAACCAAGAAAAUGGGAAAUCUUUCCCUAAGACACUCGAGAUUGCCAAGGCAGGCGCAGCCGCCUUGGCGCUCUCUAGCGUCCUUCUUUCGUCAUGGACGGUCGCACCAGACGCCGCCAUGGCAGACAUUGCAGGGCUAACACCAUGCAAAGAAUCAAAACAAUUUGCAAAACGUGAAAAACAAUCAUUGAAAAAGCUUGAAUCAGCACUAAAAAAGUAUGAUCCAGACAGUGCACCAGCUCUAGCAAUCAAAGCUACAAUGGAGAAGACAAAAAGAAGAUUUGAUAACUAUGGAAAGUACGGACUUUUAUGCGGGUCAGAUGGGCUUCCACAUUUGAUUGUAAGUGGUGAUCAGAGACAUUGGGGUGAGUUUAUUACACCUGGGAUAUUGUUUUUGUAUAUUGCUGGUUGGAUUGGGUGGGUUGGAAGGAGUUAUUUGAUUGCAAUUAGAGAUGAAAAGAAACCAACACAAAAGGAGAUUAUUAUUGAUGUUCCUUUGGCUUCAAGACUUCUUUUUAGAGGAUUUAUUUGGCCUGUUGCUGCUUAUAGAGAGUUGCUUAAUGGUGAACUUAUUGACAGCAAUGUUUAAAUUUUUUUGUUGCUCUUGCAAAAAAAAAAAAAAAAAAAACAAUUGUCCAUGUCUAAUUAUGUGUUACGGUUAUGGUUAUUAGCCCAGUGUUCACGGAUUUUAGAUUUGGAAAAUUUUAUGUCUUAUUAUGUGUAUGUACUAUAAAUCUUGAAUACAUGGAUUUGGAAAUUUUUAUGUA
Messenger RNA from Amaranthus tricolor (Joseph's coat), 1252 nucleotides. RefSeq names its product photosystem I reaction center subunit III, chloroplastic-like. Gene Ontology annotation, cellular component: photosystem I reaction center; photosystem I; chloroplast thylakoid membrane. The transcript has a single exon. NCBI's taxonomy places the organism in Eukaryota, Viridiplantae, Streptophyta, Magnoliopsida, Caryophyllales, Amaranthaceae. The coding region runs from base 379 to 1074 and encodes 231 amino acids. The record is from RefSeq and is a predicted model, not a curated record. Gene Ontology annotation, biological process: photosynthesis.